Messenger RNA from Numida meleagris (helmeted guineafowl), 1517 nucleotides. RefSeq names its product lysosomal protein transmembrane 4 alpha (gene LAPTM4A). Gene Ontology annotation, cellular component: lysosomal membrane. The transcript has 7 exons. Lineage: Eukaryota; Metazoa; Chordata; Aves; Galliformes; Numididae. The coding region runs from base 128 to 817 and encodes 229 amino acids. The record is from RefSeq and is a predicted model, not a curated record.
GCGGCGGUGACGCGCGAGCGGGGGUUUUACGGCCCUCAGCUGAGGGGAAGCGUAGGGAGAGAGCGAGUGAGUGACGAGGGCGGAGGAGGGCGUCCGGUGGAGCGAGUGCGGCGGUACUGCUGCCAGGAUGACGUUCAAACGUAGCCGCGACCGUUUCUACAGUACUCGCUGUUGCGGCUGCUGCCAUGUGCGGACCGGUACCAUAAUUUUGGGCACCUGGUACAUGGUGGUGAACUUGCUGAUGGGCAUCUUGUUGACCGUAGAAGUGACUCAUCCAAACGUAGUGCCAACUGUUAAUAUCCAGUAUGAAGUCAUUGGAAAUUACUAUGCUUCUGAGAGAAUGGCUGAAAAUGCCUGUGUUCUAUUUGCAAUCUCCCUCCUCAUGUUCACAAUCAGUGCGAUGAUGGUGUAUGGAGCAAUUGCUCACCGUGUAGGCUGGCUGAUCCCGUUUUUCUGUUACCAACUCUUUGACUUUGUGGUCAGUUGUCUGGUUGCAAUCAGUUCUCUAACCUACUUGCCAAGGAUCAAGGAUUACUUGGAUCAGUUGCCGGAUUUCCCUUACAAAGAUGAUCUUCUUUCACUGGAUUCCAGCUGUCUUUUGUUUAUUGUUCUGGUGUUCUUUGCAUUAUUUAUCAUUUUAAAGGCGUAUCUAAUCAACUGCGUAUGGAACUGCUAUAAAUACAUCAGCAACAGAAAUUUGCCAGAGAUUGCAGUGUACCCUGCUUUUGAAGCACCUCCACAGUAUGUUCUGCCAACUUACGAAAUGGCAGUGAAGAUGCCUGAGAAGGAGCCCCCACCUCCCUACAUACCUGCCUGAAGCAACCUGUACGUUCGUUAACAUCUGUACCAGCUCCUUGGGGGUUUUGUCUUUCAAUCUUGCAAAACUGCUUAAGUAAUAGAAAUAUUCAGGACUUUAGGAGCAAACUGUUCUGUUUAAAACUGUUUGAUAGAAACUUACUAAGCAAAACUCAUCCGGGAGUGAUUUUGUUUGCUUUAAUUUUUGUUCUCCUUAAUGCUUUUAAACAUUUUAUUGCCUUGGGGCCUUCUCCUGCAAGAACUUAUGCGUGUGACUAACCAGUGGCUUUUCAUAAUAUCAACUGAGCCGGUCUGUGAUGAAAGCUAGCUACAAACAUAAGUGUCUGCAGGAUGGUGCCCUUAAUUUAUAUUAAUUUUUUGUAAAGUAGAUCAUAAAGACAAUCUGUGCGGCAAGAUGACAGUUUGCCUUUAUCCAGUUUUUGGAGGGGGAGGGGUUUGAAUGUGGUAUAUACGUGAAUUUUUUUUUUACUUUGCACUUUUCUCAUAUGUUACGUUACUGUGGGUUUUGUUUUAUCCUAUGUCCUGAAACCCAGUAUUUUCAGGAGAAAGCGAGGUUGGCACAGGCCUUGUACUAGUGUGCUGUCAAUGCAAGAAAACGAAUAGAAACGUAGAUGAUGGUUGCAUGCUUCUAAUCUUGUACGUAUUUUCAUCUUUGUGAUAAAUGAUACUUAAAUAAAUCUUUUAUGAAAUGUUUACCAGUA